AUGGCUCCCCUGCACAAUAGGGUCUUCAGGCAUCUUUCAAGGACCAGUCCAACCCAGGAUAGGCCUGAAGCAUCAGCUGCAAGUGGUCUGCCCAGAGGGGCCUCAAGCCCCAGCGACCCCCUGGCGACCCCAGCAAGGCGCUCUCCUCCUGGCAAGGGGUCAAGCGGAGGUGGUUUACCGCUCUUGCAGCGGCUCCCGGCGGCUGCGCGCACUGCUGGAGCGGCCGGGUCACCUCGGGGCGGGCGUCUGGCCAGAGAUGCGCGGGUGGCGCGAGGGGAGGAGUUGACUCCGCCCCUCCCGGCCCCGCCCCGCCCCGCCCCUCCCCAGAUGCUCCAGCUGCGGCCCGGCCGAGAGACGGCAGCCGCGGGAGCCAUGAGGAGCGCGGCCGGCCAGAGGGACGCGGUGGGGCUGCUGGUCGGCGCGCUGGCCGGCCUCCUCGCAGCUGCCUCCGCUGACCAGCCGCAGAGUCCCCCCCGUCGGGUGAACGGAGUCCUGGGGGGCUCGGUGGUCCUCUCGGUGAAUGUCGCGCCCGGAGCCAAAGUGAAGGAGGUCGAGUGGAGCUACCGGGCCGGGUCGGGGCCGGCGCUCCUGGUGGCUCUGUUCCGCGAUGGCAAGUUUGACCGCCCCGAUCCCAGCGACCGGUUCAGGCAGAGGAUCGGAAUGUUCAACGAGACGCUGAGGAUCAGGGCCCUGGAGCUGAACGACAGCGGCGUCUUCGGGGCGCGAGUGAAGAUCUUUCCAGCCCUUGUGGAGGACCAGAUCUUCCAUCUGACCGUCUACGAGCCCGUCUUGAUGCCCCGCAUACAGAGCCAGCUGCUGUCCAGCACGCCCGGCGGAUGCAACGUGAGCCUCCAGUGCCUGACCCCCGGGAAGGGCCGGGUGAACGUCACCUGGAGGAAAGGGAACCCGAUCCAGGACCUCAGCAGCACGGACCGAUACCAGGUCUCCCCCGAUGGCAGGACUAUCCGGCUCUCUUUGCAGGCCACCUCUCUCAACACCACCUACUCCUGCAUGGCCAGCAACCCCGUGGAGCACAAAAUCGUCUCCUUCGACUUGCAGAGGAUCUGCCAGAGCGGAGUGGACACCUCCUUCUCUAAGUCCGGCUACAUGGUCUUGACCAUCGUCCUCUUAGUGCUAAGUCUCGGGGCGGCGUUUUGGUGCUGGCGGAUCAACAGUGAGAAGUCAGCCCAGGCAGCCACCAUCCCGACUGUCCAAGUGGAGGAGAGCCCUUCGGAUGACCCGAACGCGGAGGUCGCGAAGAGGAGCCCCCCAGAAGGUAACGACAAGUCCCUCGGUCGCCGGGAAAACAGUGCUGACAGAAGCCCCCAGAGGAGCCCCCAAAGAAGCCCCCAGAGAGAGCCGCUCAUCGCACCCGUUCACAACCCCCCCCAAGGAAACGGUGUAAAAGCCCUUUACUUCCAACAGCAAAGACUGGAGUCCCAGCUACGUUCUGCUUCAGUGGAGUCCCUUCGGGCAGAAGGAGCGCAGGCCGGGCAGCCCCAACUGCAGUCUUCAGCGCCCAUCUGGAAUCGUUUGGCUGUGACCUAA
Messenger RNA from Sphaerodactylus townsendi, 1548 nucleotides. RefSeq lists its product as uncharacterized. The record is from RefSeq and is a predicted model, not a curated record. Bases 1 to 1548 code for a protein of 515 amino acids. Lineage: Eukaryota; Metazoa; Chordata; Lepidosauria; Squamata; Sphaerodactylidae. The transcript has 9 exons.